Pieris napi is the source of this 1412-nucleotide messenger RNA. RefSeq lists its product as uncharacterized. The transcript has 18 exons. The record is from RefSeq and is a predicted model, not a curated record. NCBI's taxonomy places the organism in Eukaryota, Metazoa, Arthropoda, Insecta, Lepidoptera, Pieridae. Bases 305 to 1402 code for a protein of 365 amino acids.
AAAGGUAAAAUCAAACAACUUAUCUCACGAUAAAACGUUCGUAAACGAAUUUAUUUAAUUUUAAGGUAUCAGAGGAGGAGAGACUGAGCAAAAUGAAAACGAAGAGGUAGGUGCUCAACUAAAAAGCAAUGAAUACCUGGAUAAUAACGAAAAAUCAGACGUAAUUAUAGAAAAUAGUAACGCUGAGCAAAGCAUUCAAAACAGCCAAGACUUAGAUCAAAACCAUAGUGAAGCUAAGCAGAGUAAUGAAAAUAAUUCUGGAACAAGCCAGAAACCUGAAGGAAGCCAAAAUAAUGAACAAGAUAUGAGUGAAGCACAAAUUACAGAGAAUAAAAACGUUGAAGAUAACAAUAGUAAAAAUGAUCCAUCAAAUGAAAGUGAAAAUGAAAAGUUUACUAAAAUUAACGAAAACAAUACACCUAAUCAUGAUGAGAAUGAAGUUCAGGCAAGGCCGUUUACAGUUGGUGACACUUUCACACCACAGGAGUUGUUGCCAAUAACACAAAAAUUAUUAUCUAAAGUUAAAAAUCCGGGAGAAGGAAAAGGCUUUGUGAGCUCUUCCGAGAAUCCUGAACAACUCGCUGAUAAGCUGUUUGAAGCGUUCUUUAUGACGUUCAAACGUAUAGUAACAUUAUCAGAAAAUGACAUUGACGGACUCGAUGCCCUACAAGCUCUCGCUCUCAGUGGCGAAGCCGUUGAUAAUACUGAGGAUGCUACUGAACCAGGAGAGAUUGUAUUGUUACGAGGUCAAAUGGUAAAAAUGAGCAGUUACCCGAAGAAGACUAAAUAUAAACUUAUUAUGAAAAGCCUUAAGGCGAAUGAAAAUAAGUUACGGACAGGGAAAAGUGGAGGAAUAAAACUUGCUCAGAAACUAAGAAAGAAGCGGCGUUUGGUGGUAAAUAAAAGAAGAGUGGGGCAAGAUGGCAAGCAGAAGCCAGCCUGUCAUUGGAGAUACGAGUGCACAUCUCCAACUGAACUUGACACGUGUCGUGUUUAUACACAGUGCUUAAACGAUACAAAAGCAACUAAAGCUGAAUAUAUCGAAGUGCCACACAAAAGCGACGAACAUUCGAAAGCAGUUCAGAAUUUUCGUAAGAUGUUAGGAAUAUCACUCAUAGACGAAGAAGUAGAAAAAAUAUUGGAAAAUCGUGUCAUUCGUCUCAAAAUACAGCCUUUAAAGGGAGGAAAGAGAAUUGAAAGGGUGGAAAGCCUCUCCGAAUAUUUUAAUAACAUUGCAAUGGUUCAAGCUAAUAAGCCAACAAACGCUUUGUUCGUUACUCCGGCUGAAGAAAGUACAGACAAUGAUAAUAAUGGAAAUGAAGAGCCCCCGCCCGUUGAUAUUGAAACUGCACCGGAAAGAAGGAAAGUUUUAAAACUUCCGAAAACUACAACACCGUAUUAAAUAUAUAUUU